Messenger RNA from Cynara cardunculus var. scolymus (artichoke), 901 nucleotides. RefSeq names its product universal stress protein in QAH/OAS sulfhydrylase 3'region-like. The transcript is spliced from 4 exons. NCBI's taxonomy places the organism in Eukaryota, Viridiplantae, Streptophyta, Magnoliopsida, Asterales, Asteraceae. The coding region runs from base 25 to 666 and encodes 213 amino acids. The record is from RefSeq and is a predicted model, not a curated record.
AUCGACACUUUCAACGAAACUAAAAUGGAGGUCGAGAGAACAGGUGAGAAUGGAGAGCGGCGGAAGACGACGGAGCAACCGCCGUUGCGGAACCCGUUGAUGGCGGAGGAGAGGAGGAAGAAGAGGCCGACGGUGAUGGUAGCAGUGGACGAGAGUGAUAUGAGCUUAUACGCUCUGAAAUGGACCGUUGAAAACCUAUUCAACAAGCCUGCCGCCGUCGCCGUAUCUCCGACUCCGGCCACCGGUGAACAAAUCCCUUUGGCGGAACCGGAUCCGGAUCCGGAACCGGAACAUGGGAUGAUCACCGUUGCUCAUGUCAUUCAACCUUUCGAGCGCUAUGCCAUCCCUUCUGAGGCUUCAAUGUACGUGUCCUCCGCGAUGGUGGAGUCCGUAAGAAGAGCGCAACGGCAAAACGCGUCCGCACUUCUCUCUCGUGCAUUGAAAGUUUGUAAAGAAAUGAAGAUCAAAGCAGAAACCCUAAUUUUGGAAGGGGACCCUAAAGAGAUGAUUUGUGAAGUUGUGGAACAAAUGCAUAUUGAUCUUCUCGUCGUUGGUAGUCGUGGUCUCGGCACAAUCAAAAGCGCUUUCUUGGGAAGCAUAAGUGAUUUCUGUGCGCAUCAUGCACGAUGCCCGAUAUUGAUAGUAAAGCCUCCCCGCCACAAGUAACUUUGUCCGCAACUCAACUCGAGAAGUGGUCGAUCUUGAUGGUAUGUCGAAUGUUGUUUUCGCCUUGUGGUUUUUGUUUUAAAUGUUACGAUAAUUUAGUUUGUGAAAGAUACUGAAUGGAGAACAUGUGUGAUUUGAGCAUAGCGAAAAAAUUAAGUUGUUUAUAUUGAUCAAUAUGUAUGUAUGAUCUAAAAUAAAGUGUUUUUUAGUUACUGUGCUGAAUAAACAAAGUGAA